UUACUUCUAAAUGGGUCGAAUUUAAAAGAACUCUUCGGGCGAUGGAGGGCGGGCGCGUGGCUUCAAGCAACAAAGUUGCUCGUGUUGCUCGGGGUGCUCUACUGCAAGCCUGCGCCGCCGGCCGCAAGAGCGGCGAGACUAGACCACGCCGAACCUGCUGCGUAGUCACCCACCCGCCGCGUCUAGGCUACCAGCCCACCACAGCCUACUCACGACUCCUCCCCCCGCUCAAGUCCUCCCUUCCCAGCCGCAGCCACCCGGGGGGUCGCCGCCAAGCUCCCCCUACUCCACGGCGGUGGGAUCCCAUAUGUCCACCGCCCGGAGCCCGUGCAGCCCGUGCCCGAGACACGAUUAGCACCGACGGUGGGUCCUUCACUGCUCUCGUGGCAGAGCACGGUACUGCGUGGCCGCACGGACAAGGUGCUCGACGAUUUGCCUGUUCUGGCUUCCAAGCUGAAGAAUGCGCCGGUGCAGCCAGGUUAUCCUGUCACCGACGCGUAAGCACCGGCCACCUAAAGGCAACCACGCAGCGUCAUGCUUCUGCACCGCAGGCUUCGGGCUGCCCGACUGGUUCAGGAACCCAAAGAAGGACGUCGCCUCUAUCGAUGACGACAACGACACCGACGACUUUGUGCUCCCGAUCACCUACGCUUCCGUGGAGGAACGUAGUCACGGAGGCAGCUCGAGACCGCUGUCGAUCCUCCCCGGCUGCUCGACCCCCGCCUCCCACGAGGACGCCGAGUUCGAGGCUGACGUCGACGAGGUGAGCAGGAUCCUGAGCUCUCGCUUUGCGUCUCCGGAGGCCAUUGUGAUAGCCAUGGACUGCUGCCCCGUCAGGGUGUCAGGCCGCAUGGUCGACAAGAUUCUGAGGAGGUUUGGCAGCGACUGGGUGGCGGCCUUCGGGUUCUUCAUGUGGGCAGGCGCUCAGGAAGGGUACUGCCACGCUGCUGAUUCGUACGACCUGAUGGUUGACGUACUGGGGAAGUUCAAACAGUUUGAUUUGAUGUGGGGCUUGGUCAGUCAGAUGGACGAGACUGGGGGUUUGGUGUCGUUGGCAACCAUGACAAAGGUGAUGAGGAGGCUUGCUGGGGCUAGCCGGUGGACCGAGGCCAUAGAAGCUUUCAAUAAGAUGGACCGGUUUGGUGUUGUGAAGGACACCAAGGCCAUGAAUGUGCUCCUGGACACUUUGUGCAAGGAGAGGAGCGUGAAGCGUGCAAGAGGCGUGUUCCAAGAGCUGAGGGGCACGGUACCUCCCGACGAGGGUAGCUUCAACACGAUGGUCCAUGGGUGGUGCAAGGCACGGAUGCUGAACGAAGCUCGUGAUGCGAUGAAGGAGAUGGAGGAGCAUGGCUUCAGUCCUUCGGUCAUAACAUACACCAGCCUAAUAGAAGCAUACUGCAUGGAGAAAGAUUUUCAGACUGUUUACGCCAUCUUAAACACGAUGCGCACCAGUGGAUGCCCUCCAAAUGUUAUCACAUACACGAUUGUGAUGCACGCACUAGGGAAGGCCGGAAGAACGCAAGAAGCUUUGGAUGUAUUUGACAAGGUGAAGAGGGAUGGCUGUGCCCCAGAUGCUUCCUUCUACAACUCUCUCAUUUAUAUACUCGGCAGAGCAGGGAGACUGGAGGAUGCAAACUCUAUGGUUGAUGAGAUGUGCAGAACUGGGGUUCCCCCCAACGUCGCUACCUUCAACACCUUGAUUUCUGCUGCCUGUGACCACUCUCAGGCAGAGAAUGCCCUGAAGCUGCUGGUUAAGAUGGAGGUUCAUUCAUGCAAGCCUGACAUAAAGACAUACACCCCAUUGCUGAAGCUGUGCUGUAAAAAACAAUGGAUGAAGAUACUUCUGUUCCUGGUAUGCCACAUGUUCAAAAAGGACAUCACCCCUGAUUUCAGCACUUAUACCUUGUUGGUAAGUUGGCUAUGCCGAAACGGGAAGCCUGCUCAGUCUUGCCUGUUUCUGGAGGAGAUGGUGCUGAAGGGAUUUACGCCGAAGCAAGAAACAUUUGAUCUUGUGAUGGAGAAGCUUGAUAAGGGGAAUCUGCAUUCAGCAAAGAAAAAGGUUCAACUUCUUAUUGUGCAGGCAGCUGCUGCGAAGCACACUGGUUCCUCUUAUUUGAGCAAGGAUGCUGCUGCUGCUGCACAAAAUUGAUUCUGUACUGUCAAAACACUUGUGGUCAUGAAUCUUAGAACAAAUGGAAACGAACCGUUCAUGAAACACAGUUGUCAUUAUCCUGCUAUUGAGCGGCCCUGGUGGCGGUGAGCAUGCUGAACCUUUCUUUUCGCUCAGUGCCGGAGCAGGACUGCUUGCCGCUGCCCUUAAUGUGCAGGCAAAAUCUGCAUAUGAGACGCUCUUCUCAGGGACAGUCGAGCUGCCCCUCUGUGAGGCAGAGCUGGGAUUGCUGUGCGCUGUUGAAGUGCAAAAUCUUCUCUUGACUCGUCGGGGCAGAUCGAUGUUUGGUUGUUGGAUGGCGGGCAGGUUGGCACGGGCUGCAGCACCUAACGCCAUGCUCCUCUGUCUGUGAUGCCUCCAUGGAAUCAAUAUCACAUGUUAACUGAAUGUGUGUUCGCCCGCCAAGUUUGGUUUCUGGAUCUGACGAGAUGACUCUUCCGCAGGUGGCUGGACACAGUGGCAGAGCGCAUGGGCGCCAACGCAAAGAGGCUUCACUCACUGACUCACUCAUCACCCUCACCAUCUGGCGGCACCACAAUUCUUGCGUGUUUGAUUGGGAGCUCCAGAUUGCCAGGGCCUCACAUUGACAUUUCUGCUGGAGGCAGUGCAAUGGAAAUUGACAGGGGCCAAUGUCCCAAGGAGAGUGCCUCAACAUGCAAGACCCCCAUGUUGACCUUUUCUUUUGGCAGUAUAUGGCAAAAUCUCUUUUGGUUCUUUUGUUUGCCUUUGUUUUAUAUAUUAACUCAGGUUUUCGUUUCACGCUUGUUAA
This is a messenger RNA of Lolium perenne, 2939 nucleotides long. RefSeq lists its product as uncharacterized. The record is from RefSeq and is a predicted model, not a curated record. NCBI's taxonomy places the organism in Eukaryota, Viridiplantae, Streptophyta, Magnoliopsida, Poales, Poaceae. Gene Ontology annotation, molecular function: protein binding.